Messenger RNA from Lingula anatina, 1665 nucleotides. RefSeq names its product E3 ubiquitin-protein ligase TRIM56-like. The record is from RefSeq and is a predicted model, not a curated record. Gene Ontology annotation, molecular function: protein binding; zinc ion binding. NCBI's taxonomy places the organism in Eukaryota, Metazoa, Brachiopoda, Lingulata, Lingulida, Lingulidae.
AUGGCCCAGGCACUGGCAGCAGCUUUCACGAAUAAACUCUUGACAUGUAGCAUUUGUCUAGGAGAGUAUGAGGACCCCCGUGUGCUGCCUUGUUACCAUACAUUUUGCUAUGGUUGUAUAUGUGACCAUGCUACUCAAAACAUGACUCCCAAAAGGACAUUUUUGUGUCCCCUUUGUAGAGAGGAGAUACAAUUUCCAAGGGAAGGACUUGGGAAACUGAAAAAAGAUUUCCGUAUUCACACAACAAGAGAACUUCUCAGUCAGCAACAGCAGCAUGAGGUACCAUCAACAAUUAAGGAAACUGAUGUGCAAGAAGUGACACAUGGCACCAAAUGUGAUAAGCAUCCAUCAAAUGAACAGAAAUACUAUUGUGAAGAUGAUGAUAUUGUUGUAUGUGGUGACUGCGCGUUAACAGACCACUACAGACAUGGUAUUGUGCAAAUUAAAGAAGCUGUAAAUACCAAUCGAAACAAGAUUAAAACUGUCCUUGUGAAAACUUUGCCAAAACUUGAUAUGUUUAAAGAAGCAGUUGCCAAGGAAAUUGCCAGUGAAAUUCAAGAAUCACAAAUCAGGGCAGACUCCAUCAACAAAAUCAAAGAACAGGCUCAACGUAUUCGAAGGUUUGUAGAUCAGAAAGAGCAGAUACUGAUAUCAGAAGUGAAUUCUGCUUAUGAUAUCAGAAAAAAGCAGGAGGGGACCAACAAGGACACCCUUGAACUUAACCAUGCCUCCUUACAGAGUGCGUGCAAUUUUGCUCAGGAACUUAUCACAAUUGGUUCCGCCUCUGACAUCAUGAUUCACACUAAAGCUCUGACAGAGAGACUUACAGUGAUGGAGAAAAUGCCAGUACUAACUCCAGAUAUACCACCACAGAUAACCUACAGCCCUGGUGACAUAUCUACUCCUGGACUGGAAGCCAUGUUAGGAGAGGUGAUAGAACAGUCACAACCUCCUAGACCUUCUAGACUGGAGGAAAAUCUACCAAAUCCAAGACCGGCACCACAUCUUCCUGUUUUCUUAGAGAAGGCUGAAUGUGUACAUUCCUUCCAUCCAAAACUCAAAGAUGAUAAAAGUAUGUUCGUAACUGGGCUAGCCAUAGAUGAACAACAUAUGUUUAUUGUGGAUAACAGUAAUAAAAGAACAAAGGUAUUCACACAUGUAGGGCAAUUCAAGUUUGACAUAAAAUUUAACCGACCAUUUGAUGUGGCUGUGUCACAGACUGGUCACCUGUAUAUAACAUCACAUGGUGAGAAAUGUGUUAAAGUGUACUCCACCAAAGGGUCAGCAAGUGACAACGAUGGGUCAGGGUCAACUGUGGAGGCCAUGUGGUAUCACAGUGAACAGACAAGGUCAUAUAUUGACUGGUUCACACACUGUGUACAUGUGCUGUCACCUACUGGUGAUCAGCUGUACCAUUAUGGCGGCACAGAAGGCAGUGGUGUUGGUCAGUUGAGGUCACCACAGGGAGUGUGCACAGACAGCUAUGGUCACAUCUUCUUUGCUGACAUGGGUAACCACAGGAUAGUGGCACUGAGUCCUCAAGGACAGUUUAUCAGAUACUUUGAUGGGUUGGUGUACCCCAUAGCAGUAGCCAUCAACCCAUUUGGUCAGCUGGUGGUGGCAGAGGUAGAAGGCAAAGUUAAGACAUUCCAGUACUUUCAAUAA